Solanum dulcamara is the source of this 1361-nucleotide messenger RNA. RefSeq lists its product as uncharacterized. The record is from RefSeq and is a predicted model, not a curated record. The transcript has 2 exons. Bases 193 to 1089 code for a protein of 298 amino acids. Gene Ontology annotation, biological process: regulation of transcription by RNA polymerase II. NCBI's taxonomy places the organism in Eukaryota, Viridiplantae, Streptophyta, Magnoliopsida, Solanales, Solanaceae.
UAAACUGAAACUGCAAAAGUUCAAAAUCAAUUGCAGAAAUCCAGAAUUUACAAAAACUCAAAAAAAUUUGGCUUCUAAUCCUCCCGGGUUUUUUUCUUCCCAAUUUCCCCUACUUCAUCCUUCCCUUUUCCCACUUCUUUCACAUCCCAUUCUCACACAAUCUUCUCAAUUUCCACACACAAAAAUAAUCCAAUGGGUGGCAAACUUCAGUUUUUACCUCCAGCCAAAAGAUUCAUGUUGAUGCACCAACAAGAUCAAAAUGGGUCUGCUUCAUUGUCACAACUUCCUGCUAAAAAGAGAAAAUUCUCUCCAGAAAUUCCCCCACCUAUUACCAAUAACACCGUUACUCUUCUCUGUUUGCCCGCCAAGAAACGUGUUUGGGCUUUUCAUCCAUUUGACCUCAAUGAGGAAUAUAACCCAAUCAUCAAGGAGGAAAAAUUACGUGACGCAACAACAAAUGAUGAUAUUGAUGUGGAUGAGGAUGAGGAUGAUGGGAUUAUUUGUGUUAUUUGUAAUAGCACAGACGGAGAUCCAUCAGAUCCAAUCGUUUUAUGUGAUGGUUGUGAUUUGAUGGUUCAUACGACUUGCUACGGUCAUCCUUUUACGCAUGGAAUCCCAGAAGGCGAUUGGUUUUGUGCUCAAUGUUUAGCCUCAAAAUCGGAGACUCCAAACCAAAAAUCCUUCACUUGUUGUCUCUGUCCUGAAUCUGGUGGAGCCUUGAAAUCCACUGUGAAUGAAGGUAAAUGGGCUCAUGUUGUUUGUUCACUUUUUGUUCCAGAAGUUUUCUUCGUCGAUUCAGAAGGUCGUGAAGGAAUUGAUUUCAGCAAAGUUCCUAAAAGAAGAUGGGAAAAAAAGUGUUACAUUUGUAAAUCCAAAAAAGGAUGUGCUAUUGAUUGUUCUGAGCCGAAAUGUCCUUUGUCUUUUCAUGUUACCUGUGGGUUGAAAGAUGAUCUCUGCAUUGAGUACACAGAAGGACGGAAAAAUGGCGGUAUUGUUGCUGGCUUUUGCAGUAGCCAUACUGAACUAUGGAAAAAGCAACAACAAACUGGGAAGUUCAAGAUUGUGCCAAGAGAAGAAGUUGAUAGAUAGAUAGAUACUCAUCUAUUAUUAUGAGUCAGAAGAGUUUCAGAUAAUAUAAAUGAGAAUCCUAGUUUUUAGUAGCAUUAGUAGAGUAGUUGAUGGACACCUAGGUAUUGGUUCGGUGGUGAGACUGCUUCAUUUUUAAUUAAAAGUCUUUACUUCUCUUCUUGGAUAUAGAGAAAAUCUUGUUAGGAUCGUUACCUCUUAAUAGGCCUUGUCGUGCGUGAUCUAGAUUUAGUUAAGGGCUCUAAUGCGAAUGGAAAAAAGUCUAAUUUAUAGAC